AUGAAAGAUGUUUUUUUAGAUUUAUUGUUGUCAUCUAUGUUCGGAGGCUCUGAUUGUUCGAAAAAGAUCCAAAAAUCAAAAGACACAAUGUUUAGAUUCACCCAAGAUGCUUACCAUUAA
Molecule: messenger RNA, 120 nt
Organism: Dictyostelium discoideum AX4
Lineage: Eukaryota; Evosea; Eumycetozoa; Dictyosteliales; Dictyosteliaceae
Exons: 2
Coding region: 1-120 (39 amino acids)
Source: RefSeq, a predicted model, not a curated record